AUGACGAUAAAAGCGCUUCACGCAAACCACCGUCAUUCAACGUUAGAGAGAAAAGUUCGCGCCUGCGCGCGCCGCCACGUGGGCGGGCGGGCCGGCGUGCCGAUGGUGGGGCCGGAGGAUGCUCCGCCGGCGGAGCCCUGCUGCUGCGGCUUUCGCCGCCGCCUGGCGGAGGAGGGCCCCGCGGCUGGACGGGGCGAGGAGGAGCGGGAGCAGGAGGGGGAGCCCGGGUCCCGGCCCGCCGGGGCCGCGAGCCCCAAUCCCCGCGACCCGUCCCGAGGGAGCGCGGCCCAGGCCCCGCCCACCCCGGGCACCGGCCCGGCGGCCGCCUUCGGCAGAAAGUUUUUCUCCAAAAGGACAAAGGACUUCAAACCUGCUAUUCACAGUGCUCCUGGAUGGAAGUUGUUUGGUAAAAUUCCACCUAGAGAGAAUCUCCAGAAAGAUUCCAAAAUUAUUCAGAUGGAGUACGAAGCACGAACAGGAAGGACAUUCAAACCUCCACUUCAGUACACAAGGCGUAAACAUUUUGAAUAUGAGCCACUUUCAACCACAGCCCUUAUACUUGAGGAUCGCCCAGCAAAUCUUCCUGCUAAAUCAGUAGAGGAAACUUUACGUCACCGGCAAGAGUAUGAGGAGAUGGUGGCAGAGGCUAAAAGGCGAGAAAUUAAAGAUGCACAUGAAAGGAAGAAGAAAAUGAAAGAACAGUUCAAGCUGGAGGAGAAUAUUGCCAGUGCUGUGGUGAUCUGGCUCAAUGAGAUUCUGCCCAACUGGGAAGGCAUGCGUAGUACACGAAGAGUUCGAGAAUUGUGGUGGCAGGGAUUGCCCCCUAGUGUUCGUGGGAAAGUUUGGAGUCUUGCGGUGGGAAAUGAACUAAAUAUCACUCCUGAACUUUAUGAAAUCUUCCUAUCAAGAGCCAAGGAAAGAUGGCGAAACUUCAGUGAAGCAAGUUCAGAAAAUUGUGUGGAAGGCAGACUCUCAAGUUGCAUCCCUUACUGCCUGCUUCCAGAUCUCCAUACCAUGAGCUGUUUCUUUGGAACGAGAGAGUACCCUCGAUGUUACACUAAGUAUCCUCAGAUAGCUACUUUAUGUCCAGAUGGAGGUGUGUCCACUGCUGACCGAGAAGCUAGUCUGGAACUAAUUAAGUUGGAUAUAUCCCGCACAUUUCCUUCUCUCUACAUUUUUCAGAAGGGUGGUCCAUAUCAUGAACUCUUGCAUAGUAUUUUGGGAGCAUAUACCUGUUACAGGCCUGAUGUUGGCUAUGUCCAGGGGAUGUCCUUUGUUGCUGCAGUCCUAGUUCUCAAUUUGGAAGAGGCAGAUGCUUUUGUGGUCUUCGCAAACCUCCUUAAUAAGCCAUGCCAGUUGGCCUUCUUCCGGGUUGAUCACAGCAUGAUGUUGAAGUAUUUUGAAACAUUUGAAGUAUUCUUUGAAGAAAAUCUUCCCAAACUAUUUCUUCACUUCAAGGCAUACAGCCUUACUCCAGACUUAUACUUGAUAGAUUGGAUCUUUACACUGUAUAGCAAGUCACUACCACUUGACUUGGCCUGUCGAGUGUGGGAUGUCUUUUGCAGAGAUGGAGAGGAAUUUUUGUUUAGGACAGGAUUAGGAAUCCUUGGACUAUAUGAAGAUAUCCUCCUGCAGAUGGACUUUAUUCAUAUAGCACAGUUUCUAACAAAACUGCCAGAGAAUAUCACAUCAGAAAAACUUUUCAACUGUAUCGCAGCUAUUCAGAUGCAGUUUAGCAACAAAAAAUGGACUCAGGUAUUUGCAACUCUAAUUAAGGAUAAUAAAGACGGGGAGAGGAACCUUAGCCCAGCACUGAAAAGUUAGUCUCUGCAGUUAAGAGUUUCGUUGAAACAAAGAAAACUACUUGAGGAAACUACUCCAGUAUCUUUCUGUGUAAAAUGCACUUUUGAGAAAUGUUAGCGAAAUCCAAAAGAAUUAAGAAAGGUGAUCUUGAUUUGACUUUGACACUAAUGGGAAAGAUAAAUGAAAUAGGUUUCCUGUUUGUAGUAUUAUUAAAAGACAUUUUGUGAGAAAAGCAAUCCAUACACACUUUUGAAAAUGAUUUGUAAAUGUUGAAUAUUUUCAGAGUUGAUCGACUCAGUGCAAUAACAUUUUUAAUAACUUUUUAGUACUUAAAAUUUUUGAGGCAAAAUGUUUUUUCUUAAUUACCUCAGAGGCACUUUUUUAUGUUGCAGGAAAGUUGUUAAUUAAAACCCCAAAUACAGCUAUCUGUAACAAGUCCUUUGGUUAUAAAUAUACCUUCAAAUCUAUUCAGAUACAUUUGGACCAAAUACAUUUCUCUGCUAUACAUGUCCCUGUGAAUAUGAAACUUUGAAGGGUUUUUUUAAUUAAUUGAGCCAAUUAAUGGAAAGUUUGUGAAAUUAAGGUACCAGGAGUUUGGCUGCAAGAAGGAUUUAAAGUAUGGGUUCAAACUUUUUCUUCAGAAUUGCAUAUGUUGAUCCAAAGAGAAAAAUCUUUAGAUCAUUUCCUAAAGAAAUCUUUCCAUAUCUAAGUUGUUCAUUUGUAUGCUAAUAUAACACUGGAAAAACUAAGAAAAUAAUGGAAAAGCUUUACUUCGCACUUCAGGGGAUAAAAAUCAUUCUGUUUUUGGUCAAACCAUAAAUUUUAAAGAGGCUUUUUUCUCUACACCUAUUUCUUCUGUAAGACUAAGCUGGCAAAAUACUAUGUUAAGGAAAACUUACUUCGAUGAUAUACAUAUGCACACAAGGAGUUUCUUCAGUUGAGACACACUCCAGGUAGUGUUUUGCAUUGACAGAAGAAUGUUUCCAAAUUCCUGACUAACUUUCCAGCAAAAUCAAAUAUUGAAAAACACAUUAUGGUGGAAAUGAGUGUUUUUUUUAAAUGCAGGCAAUGCAGUAUUUCAGAACCCUUUCUAGAGAUGGAGUACUGGCAACUUAUGCUUGACAAUACUUGAAUUCUUCCUGAAAACAUCAUUUCACUAUCGUUGGCAAAAUAAACUUUAUAAACCACGUUUGGGAUUUGAAACCCAAAUUUGUAAAUAAUAGGUUUUUUUCAAACAUUCUACUCUAAAAAAGUAUUAAUAAAUGAACUUACAAAGAAAUAAAAUUAUUAAGAAGUAAACUUUAAAAUAUUGCUUCACGAAAAUCAUAUUUUGCCUGUCUGAGUCUAAUUUUGGUAUGAUUUAAUGUCAGUUGAUUGCCAAUUUGAAUUUCCCUUAUAUGUGGAAAUGAGAUUAAUGCAUUCAUUUAAUCUUUGGAAAACAUUUUUUCAUAAUUUGCUGCUCGGUAAAAAUACUGGUUAGCAGAAUGGUCUUCCGUUGCUGCUUGGUGGAAACUACCUGUGUUCAACGUAUGUACAAUUUUCAAAGUUACUGGACUAGUGACUUCCAGAGGAAUUUCCUGGCCUGAGGUGGUAGUGUAUGGGAGAGGUUCUCUUUUACACAGGUCACGUUUGUUUGGGGUAACCCUUGAAAACGAUACUUAAGAAAUUGUAAAAUGAAGCUCCCUAGCCACAGUGGAGGGCACCUGUAACAUGGAGACAUCCUCUGGCCAAGCUUGGUUUCUGUAGCAUCUGACAGCCAGUGAUAACCACUUAGAGGUAUCAUGCUGACACCAGACAACGUGAUUAGCAUCAAAUGCUAAUUUUACUAGAUGGAGUCAUUUUCUCAGUGUGAUCCAAGCUAUUUAUGAUUUUGUUUUACUGUUGUACAGUUUCUUACUUUUUAAUUAUACAUAUAAAGAUUGUAUGUAGGAAGGGUUUUUCCUUCACUACAGACCAUGUGAAAUCAUUACUGUGAAAAUAAAUCUUCUAAACAGAAUAA
Messenger RNA from Tachyglossus aculeatus (Australian echidna), 3802 nucleotides. Its product is annotated as TBC1 domain family member 12-like. The record is from RefSeq and is a predicted model, not a curated record. The coding region runs from base 1 to 1824 and encodes 607 amino acids. NCBI's taxonomy places the organism in Eukaryota, Metazoa, Chordata, Mammalia, Monotremata, Tachyglossidae. The transcript is spliced from 15 exons.